Molecule: messenger RNA, 1248 nt
Organism: Trichomonas vaginalis G3
Lineage: Eukaryota; Parabasalia; Trichomonadida; Trichomonadidae
Product: coiled-coil domain-containing protein 63 family
Exons: 1
Coding region: 1-1248 (415 amino acids)
Source: RefSeq, a predicted model, not a curated record
AUGUGUGCAUCCAUUCUUUCGCCUCAUGAUAGACUCCGCGCCAAAGUCAAAACGGCUCUUGGACGGCAAACUAGCGAAGCAAUGGCCCAGCUAAAAAAAGAACAAAGAGCAAAGUCUAGAAAAAGAGAAAAAGAUCCAUUUAUGACUUACAGACCUAAAAACAGUGAAAUAAUGGACUUUAAUAAACUUAAUAACGAAAUGGAUGAAUUAUCAAGACUCAAACAGCUUGAAAGAAAUUUAACAAAUAAAUUACAAAUCUUAACGAACGAGUUUACAACAGAAGAUCAAAAAAGAAAGGCACUAGAAGAUAAUCUCUCUAAAACUCGUACUAAAAUAGGAACAAACUAUACACAAACAAGAGAAAGCGAGCAAUUAAUUAAUCAAAUUAAGGCAAUGGAAUCCAGAUUAGAGAAAUCAACGAUUAAAUACAACCAGAAUUUGGUGAUUCUCGCGGAAAAACGUGAACAAUUAGAUAUUCUACGAAAAGCAAAUAUGGCACCUUAUCAAACAGACAAAAAGCAACCUAAUUCACCACAAAAGACUAGCCAUGAGAAUAAUAGAACACUUGCACAGCAAAAAGAGGACAUUCAAGCCGAAAUUGACAAACUUAAUUCGAAUAAUAAAGAAGUUACCGAAGAAUACUCUAAAAAGAUAGAUGAACUUACUGAAGAAGCCAAUAGUGAAUUAGAAUCCCAAUCAAAACAACAGAAAAACCAAAAAGUUGACCAUAAAACUGAUAAUUUAACAGCACAAACCGAAGAAUAUCAAGAUAGGAUCUCACAAACCCUCAAAUUACUUAACCUAAAAUCAGUUGACGAGGUCAUUGCAGAAGCUGAUAGGCUAGAACGUGAAAAUUGUUCACUUUACAACUUUGUCAUAGAGCAUUCUCAAAAUAGAAAGAAGCUUCAAGAGGAAGUCGAAGCUCUAGAGUUACAGCAAGCUAAAAUCUUAAGCCAAGAAGGAGAAAACAAAGAAAUCGAAAUUGCAAAUUCAGAUUUGAAUGAAAUAAACCAGCAAAUCAGCGAUGCUCAGAAGGAAUAUGAUGAACUGAAGAAACAGUGUGAUGCGGAAGAGGCUAAGUACUCAGAUAUUUAUAAAGAAAUUGAUGAAUUAUUUAAUAUGCUUGGAUGUUCAUGGGAUGGCUCUCCAGAUGAUUUGUCUACAGUAACUCCUUCUAAUGCAAUGUUUGCUUUAACAUGUAUUGAGAAUGCAAUCGAAAAUCACUCUCAAGACAAAAUUAUUGAAUAA